Molecule: messenger RNA, 1395 nt
Organism: Paramormyrops kingsleyae
Lineage: Eukaryota; Metazoa; Chordata; Actinopteri; Osteoglossiformes; Mormyridae
Product: P2Y purinoceptor 1
Biological process (GO): G protein-coupled receptor signaling pathway
Cellular component (GO): membrane
Molecular function (GO): neuropeptide receptor activity
Source: RefSeq, a predicted model, not a curated record
GACACAUUUUUCAGUACCAGUGUUCUUUGACACUAUCCUUCAAACUGUCAUCUUCACCAUGAACAUAACAAUGAAAGGGAUGAAGAAUGGCACUUGUAAAAUUGACAAAUCCUUUACAAAAGUCUACCUGCCAACGAUAUAUGGACUGGGGUUUGUUGUUGGUCUGCUUGCAAAUGCUUGGGGUUUAAAAUGUUUGUCUAAAACCUGGAAAAAAAUUGGGAAUAUUCAGAUUUUUAUCCUUAACCUUGGAAUUUCAGACAUGCUGUACAUCUUCACCUUGCCUUUUUUGGCCUAUGCUGAAAUGAAAAAAUCCUGGAUUUUUGGACAAGCCUUCUGCAAAAUCACCAGAUUUUGCUUUAACUUGAAUUUAUAUAGCAGCAUCGGUUUCCUCACCUGCAUCAGCGUUUACAGAUACCUGGGCAUCGUCCACACCAUGAGAGUGAAAGGACAAAUUACUCAGAAACAUUCUGUGGCUCUUAGUGUCUUUGUCUGGUGCAUGGUCUGUCUUCAGAUUAUUCCUGACUUAUACUUUGAGAAGACACCGAAGCACAUCCUAAGAUUCUGCUUCGACACCACAGUGAAUGAACACGUCAAAGAGUAUCUGUCGUACAGCAUUUGGUGGACGGUCACUGGAUUCGGCAUCCCUCUGCUGGUUUUUUUAGGGUGUUAUGGACAUGUGGCAGUGGUGCUUUCUAGAAGAAAUGACAUCGAUGUUACUCUGAAAGAACAGUGCCUGAGACUUGUGGUAACUAUAACUCUUUUGCACGCUGUUUGUUAUAUCCCUUUUCACGUGUUUCGUAACCUCAACCUACAAACUAGGGUCUUGCAAAACGAAAGACUUUGCUACAAAAGUUUUGGGAAAAUCUACAUAGCUUACCAGGUGUGUCGUGGCCUUGCGUAUUUGAACCCUGCCAUCAUUCCACUCAUGUAUCUAAAUUGUUAUGAUGAUGUCCAUGUGCAUUUUAGAAAAAUCAGAAAAAGAGCGAGGGAAUCUCUGGAUCAGCUAACCAGAAUAGUUAUUAUUAAUAAUCCUGACAGACAACCUGCUUAGAUUUGAUCUCGAAGAAGACAAAUCACAUAUUGAUGGAUUUAUAUAAAAUGUUUGCCUGAUGGUGAUGGCCAGCUUUUCAUAUUGACCCUUUCUGUUAUUAUUAUUAUUAUUAUUAUUAUAUUAUUCUUAUUGAUACAUUUAAGCUAUUGCUACCUUGAUUUCAAUGGAAAGAUUUACAUUGUCUAGUGUUUAGAGGGAAAACAUAAUGUUUAUAUUGUUCAUUUUUUGUGCACUGUCUUAUUUUGUUUUCAAAAGUCAUGUAUGUUUGAUGGUAUGUUUCUUGCUUGAAAUUGUAAUAUGUUUUUGUUUUAGGAGUAUAGAAUACAGCGAUUACUAAAUCCAAA